This is a messenger RNA of Adineta ricciae, 600 nucleotides long. The record is from the annotation of a GenBank genome assembly. NCBI's taxonomy places the organism in Eukaryota, Metazoa, Rotifera, Eurotatoria, Adinetida, Adinetidae.
AUGCACACGUAUAUGGGUCGAGUAAUCGCACCUAUAUUAUCAUGUGAUGAUGAAAGUGCCGCAUGGUUAUCUCGACAGGAUCGUUGGCUCGAGGAACAACCACAGCGUCUCCUCGAUGCAUUGUCUAUCCGACGAGGUAUGAAAAUAGCUGAUAUCGGAGCUGGAACAGGAUUUAUCACAGUGCAACUAGCACAUCGUGUCGGCCAUCGUGGUCUGGUCGUUGCUUCUGACUUACAACCUGAAAUGCUUGAUGUGCUAGUCAAUCGAUCAGAUAUGCCUGGCAAUGUAGUUCCCAUUUUAUCGACACCAUAUGAUACUCGUCUUCCUUCGAAUACAUUCGAUCUAAUUCUCUUAGUUGAUGUAUAUCACGAAGCACCAAGACCUGAUCUUUUAUUGCAAGGACUAAGACGUGCUCUGAAACCUCGCGGACGAUUAGCUCUUGUAGAAUAUCGAAAAGAAGAUCCACGAAUACCGAUCAAUCCGUAUCAUAAGAUGAGUGCUAGACAAGCAACUGUAGAACUUCAAGCAAAUCGUUUUCGAUUGGUACAACGAUAUGAACAAUUACCAUGGCAACAUCUAUUGAUCUUCGUAAAACAAUGA